Eucalyptus grandis is the source of this 1181-nucleotide messenger RNA. RefSeq names its product protein THYLAKOID ASSEMBLY 8-like, chloroplastic. Gene Ontology annotation, molecular function: protein binding. The transcript is spliced from 3 exons. The record is from RefSeq and is a predicted model, not a curated record. Lineage: Eukaryota; Viridiplantae; Streptophyta; Magnoliopsida; Myrtales; Myrtaceae. Bases 56 to 823 code for a protein of 255 amino acids.
CCGUCUCCAUGUUGAUUUAAUGAGCCGCUAGUGUUUCUUCCCGCAUGAAACUUCAAUGGCGGGUCGACUGUUCUCGAAAUCAAAGUUCCGAUUUUUCGCCUCUUCUCUCCUCCGAAACGUCAACCCAUCUCCUCUUCGAGGAUCCUCCCUGCUUCUGAAACCACGGGCUCCAUUCUUGGAGCAAUGUGCGGCCAUGGACGCUUCUUGGGUGAGGCGGUACCAUGACGGGAGGCCGAGGGGACCCCUCUGGAGGGGCAAGAAGCUCAUCGGGAAGGAGGCGCUCUUCGUGAUCUCGGGACUGAAGCGGUUCAAAGACGACGAAGAGAAGCUCCAGAAGUUCAUCAAGACCCACGUCUUGAGGCUCUUGAAGAUGGACUUGAUCGCCGUCCUCAGCGAGCUGGAGCGCCAGGAGGAGGUCUCUCUGGCUGCCAAGGUGUUUGGGGUCAUUCAAAAGCAAGACUGGUAUAAGCCUGAUGUGUUUCUUUAUAAAGACUUAAUUAUUGCAUUGGCAAGAUGUAAAAAGAUGGACGAGGCCAUGCAAUUGUGGGAAGCUAUGAGGAAGGAGGAGUUAUUCCCUGAUUCUCAAACGUACACUGAAGUCAUCAGGGGCUUUUUGAGGUAUGGAUCUCCAGCAGAUGCAAUGAACAUAUACGAGGACAUGAAGCUGUCUCCAGAUCCACCGGAUGAGUUGCCAUUCAGGAUAUUGUUGAAGGGACUCAUACCUCAUCCCCUUUUGAGGAACAGAGUCAAGCAGGAUUUUGAGGAGCUCUUUCCUGAGCGGCAUGUUUAUGAUCCUCCUGAAGAGAUAUUUGGUGUUCAUUAAGUGUUGGAGCUAGGGUUGUCAGUAUCUCAAUAGUCAUUGCCGCAUCUUCGGGCAAGAUCGCAUUCGGUUAUGACAAAUGUUUUGGCGGAUUCUGGAGAAAAAACAGCACAGUUUUACAGAGAACAGAACAGUGAAGCCAUUCGUGCCAGAUCUCCCGAUGCUUCUUUUUAACGUUUUCCAGAAAUUGGUGAUGUAAAAACUAGUGACAUCAAGUCCGCCUUGUCUGAACUUCCAACUAGUGGAGUCUCUAAUGAUUAGUGGGAAGGAACUUCUUCUAGUGCCUGCCUGAGCACUGAGGGUCGAUCGGGGAUGUGCUUGUUGUUGAGAAAAAUCACAUUUGGAAUGAUUGUCUCUCCUC